This is a messenger RNA of Pseudozyma flocculosa PF-1, 1515 nucleotides long. RefSeq lists its product as uncharacterized. The record is from RefSeq and is a predicted model, not a curated record. Lineage: Eukaryota; Fungi; Basidiomycota; Ustilaginomycetes; Ustilaginales; Ustilaginaceae. The transcript is spliced from 4 exons. Gene Ontology annotation, molecular function: oxidoreductase activity, acting on paired donors, with incorporation or reduction of molecular oxygen; monooxygenase activity. The coding region runs from base 1 to 1515 and encodes 504 amino acids.
AUGGCACCGUCAGGAGACCAUGGCUCAGCGCAGCAGGGCGCCUCCCAAAAGAGGAUCAUUCUGUACGCCUUCAUGAUGGGCUGCUCCGGUCAUCAAUCCCCCGGCGUCUGGACCCACCCCGCAGACAGGAGCCAGUACCACAACAAGCUGAGCUACUGGACCGACCACGCCAAGCUGCUGGAAAAGGGUCGCUUCGACGGCCUCUUCCUUGCCGACGUCUUGGGCGGCUACGACGUGUACAACAAGAACCUCGACGCCGCACUUGGCUCGGGCGCCCAGUUCCCCGUCAUCGACCCGCUGCUGCUCAUCUCUGCGAUGGCGGCGGCCACCAAGGACCUCUCGUUCGGCAUCACGGCCACGACGAGCUAUCAGCACCCCUACGAGCUUGCGCGACGCUUCAGCACGCUCGACCACCUGACCAACGGCCGCGUCGGCUGGAACGUCGUGACGGGCUACCUCGACAGCGCGGCUCGGCAGUUUGGCGGCCAGAAGCAGGAGCUGCACGCCAAGCGGUACGACGUGGCGCACGAGUACAUGGACGUCGUCUACAAGCUGUGGGAGUCGUCGUGGGCCGACGACGCCGUGCUGCACGACCGCGCCAAGGGCGUCUACACGCGCCCGGACCGGGUGCGCGCCGUCAACCACACGGGCAAGUACUACGAGAGCGUACCCGGCCCGCACAUCUGCGAGCCCAGCCCGCAGCGCACGCCCGUCAUCUACCAGGCGGGCAGCUCGGGGCCAGGCAUGGCGUUUGCGGGCAAGCACGCCGAGGUCAUCUUUAUCGCCGCCCACCGGCCCGACGUGGCCAAGAAGCGGGUCGAGGCGGCGCGGCAGAGCGCCAAAGAGGCCGGCAGGGACCCGCAGAGCCUCAAGGUGCUGGCGCUCCUCUGCCCCAUCAUCGGCAAGACGGACGAGGAUGCCCAGCGCAAGUACAAGGAGCACCUCGAGCACGGCUCCGAUGAGGGCGCCCUCGCCCUGUUUGGAGGCUGGACGGGCAUCGACCUGGCACCGUUCGGAGACGAUGAGGAGCUGCGCCUGACCGAGAGCAACGCCAUCAAGUCGGCCGUCGAGAACUUUGCCAGCCAGGACCCGUCGGUGCCCAAGUGGACCAAGAAGGCCGUCGCCGAAAAGAUCAAGCUGGGCGGGCUGGGCCCCACCAUCGUCGGCGGACCAGAGUCGAUUGCCGACCAGCUCGAGGACUGGAUCGAGACGUCGGGCGUCGACGGCUUCAACCUGGCCUAUACUCUGGCCCCGGGCACCUUCGAGGACCUGGUGAACCUCGUCGUACCCAUCCUCCAGCAGCGUGGUCGGGUGUGGAACGAUUACCCCGCCGUCCCGCAGCCGCCGCGCGAGACCUUCACCGACGGUCCGGCCACCGGCUACGGCCCCAACGAGGUCGUAGGCCUCACCAGCCGCGAGAAGCUCUACGGCGUCGGCAACAAGAAGCUGCGGUCAGACCACUACGGCUCCCGGUUCACCUGGCGAGCCGGUGCAGAGCCGCCUCAGUUGGAUUGA